AUGACACUGCUGGAGAAAGAUCGAAGCGUGCGACAUGAACCCCAGCGCACCCUUCCAUGUACGUAUGGGGAGGAGCCAGACAGUGGUAGUUUCCUCCAAGAACGCCGGGGUAUUGCACCCUCCAGCAACAGACAGCUGCACGAAGCGACGCAGAAGUAUACCAAGUCGCACGGGGUGCACGUGGAUAACGCCGCCAGGCUCGCUGCCGAAAAGGAGGUUCCGCACACCUUCCGCUCUCGUCGGCCACCAAAGAAGGAGGUGCAGGCAAAGCUGUUUGUUCUCUUUGUAUUCGGCGCCUUCUGCACGUUUGUCGGCUUUAACGUGGCACAUCUGCCGCUGCCGAGCGCGAGGCACGACGUUGCGGGUUCGAGCCUUCCGACAGAUAAGGCUGAGCUAAUUACAUUGUCGAAUUCUCACUCAGAGGAGCGCUUCAAGUUUGCAAAACACAUCGCCCUCACGGAUGUACCGUAUCUGAUGCCGUGGCACGAGGAAGAGCACCUGGCGAUGCUUUUCAUAUGGCGUCUUCUCUACCGGAGCCUCAAGACGGAUCUGGACCAGUUUGAGGCACACCUGCGCAACAUCUCCCCCGUCGGUACCACCGUGAUGAGGCUCGGCGGCUCAGCCAAACACGAGCUGCCAAAGGCCAUUAUUGAGGUUGUGGAAGCGCACGCCGGAUACAUUACGACAUCGCUAGCACACUUUCUAUCGACCACAUACGUGUUCAGCGUCGUGGCGAGCGCCCCUACAGUGCAGCGGUACGGAAGGGAUGGUGUACGCCGUGGCUACACGCGUGGUGCCGACAGCGUAUACGACUCUCGAAAGGAAGACUUGGCCGCAGACCGUCGGGCACACGCACUGAAGGUGGCAGCUAUAGUGGAGCGCGUGCUAGCGAACCCUGCCGCCGAUAGGGCUGUCGAAGGCUCGUACCAGCCUCACAGCAAUGCGUUGCAGCCCACUCUGCAUGGGGACAUUCAAAGGACGUCUGCCAAGAGGACUGGUAACAGUGGUGGCUCCGGUGAAGGGAGUGUGGCGCAGGGGAAAACUGAGGCCGCUACAGCGACCUGGUCAUCCUCUCAUUUCUGUUUGUGCGUUCCGCGACAUGACCUCAACUUCAGCUACUACAUUAAUAUCGCAGCACAGGGGCUACGCGUCAACUACCAGGUGGUCCUCUCCCCUCACAUUGCCCUCCGAAGUGCUCGCACGGUAGCGGAGUUUGAUGGAGCACUGCGCGCUCUCCUGACGCAGGCCAACGUUGCCUCUUUCAUUGCUCUGCCGUGGCUCUCCAAGCGCAACAGUGCUCGGACGGACCGCGUCGACAAUAGCGAGUCGGCGCGGCAGCGUAGCAGUUUACCUGGGUAG
Leishmania braziliensis MHOM/BR/75/M2904 is the source of this 1359-nucleotide messenger RNA. RefSeq lists its product as hypothetical. Lineage: Eukaryota; Euglenozoa; Kinetoplastea; Trypanosomatida; Trypanosomatidae. The transcript has a single exon. The coding region runs from base 1 to 1359 and encodes 452 amino acids. The record is from RefSeq and is a predicted model, not a curated record.